Emiliania huxleyi CCMP1516 is the source of this 450-nucleotide messenger RNA. RefSeq lists its product as hypothetical. Gene Ontology annotation, molecular function: calcium ion binding; enzyme regulator activity. The coding region runs from base 1 to 450 and encodes 149 amino acids. The transcript is spliced from 3 exons. The record is from RefSeq and is a predicted model, not a curated record. NCBI's taxonomy places the organism in Eukaryota, Haptophyta, Isochrysidales, Noelaerhabdaceae.
AUGGCUGGAUCCGGCUCGCACCUGGAUGCUUUCGACCUGUUUGACAAGAAUCACGACGGGAAAAUAUCGAAGAAUGAGCUCAAGGCAGUGAUGAAGGACCUCGGCAACCCGAUCACCGACGAGGAGGCGAUCGACAUUAUGCACGAGGCUGGCUCCGCGCGCACGCAGGCCCACCAUCAACCACUGCUGCUGGACAAGGCGGCCAACGCGCCGGGCGCCGCCUCCGAGGAGCAGCAGCUGCGCGAGGCGUUCAGCCUCUUCGACAAGGACGGCGACGGCAAGAUCUCCAAGAAGGAGAUGAAGAACGCCGUCGCCGCCUUCGGCCUCGAGCUCAACGACCGCGAGACGGGGCUCCUCCUCGACGAGAUGAACUUGCUCGUCGCCGCGAAGGGGGGAGACAAGAACUCCAUCUCGUACGAGCUUUUCAAAAAGGUGCUGCUGCAGGGGUAG